Oreochromis niloticus (Nile tilapia) is the source of this 2206-nucleotide messenger RNA. It is a transcript of the gene slc25a33, whose product is annotated as solute carrier family 25 member 33. Gene Ontology annotation, cellular component: mitochondrion. The transcript has 7 exons. The coding region runs from base 201 to 1142 and encodes 313 amino acids. The record is from RefSeq and is a predicted model, not a curated record. Gene Ontology annotation, biological process: pyrimidine nucleotide import into mitochondrion. Gene Ontology annotation, molecular function: pyrimidine nucleotide transmembrane transporter activity. NCBI's taxonomy places the organism in Eukaryota, Metazoa, Chordata, Actinopteri, Cichliformes, Cichlidae.
CCCGCCCUCUGACGUCAGCACGAUCAGCUCUUCAGGUCACCCUGUCGCUCCACCAAGCCGGUAGAGGGACGCAGGAAGACGAACUGGAACAGACUGGGAUCAUAAAACCAUAGCAGUGUGUUCUCCUCGGUAUAAGCGCGACUUUGUUAGAGAAGUGAUAAAAAUAUGUUGGACUUCUGAAAACAAAAAAACAGAAAAAGAUGGCACAAAAAGACACGCUGCUGCAUCUCUUCGCCGGGGGGUGUAGUGGCACAGUGGGAGCCAUCGUGACCUGUCCUCUGGAGGUGUUGAAGACACGGCUGCAGUCCUCGGGCCUCACCCUCCGGCCUGUCUUCCAGGUUCAACUAGGCACCCUGAGUGGCACAGGGGUUAUCCGACCAGGGGGUGUUACACCUGGACUGCUGCAGGUCCUAAGAUCCAUUCUCGAAAAAGAGGGACCGAGAUCUCUUUUCCGUGGACUGGGUCCGAACCUUGUGGGUGUUGCCCCUUCAAGAGCCAUCUACUUUGCUGCAUACUCGAAAUCUAAAGAGCUGUUCAAUGGGCUGUUUGUCCCUAAUAGUGGAUUGGUACACAUGUCAUCUGCUGGUGUUGCAGCUUUUGUUACCAACUCUCUGAUGAACCCCAUCUGGAUGGUCAAGACCAGGAUGCAGCUGGAGAAAAAAGCCAGAGGAGAGAAGAAGAUGAAUGCACUGCAGUGUGCUCGAUAUGUUUACAAAACGGAGGGAGUCCGGGGCUUCUACCGUGGCCUGACUGCGUCCUACGCUGGCAUUUCGGAGACAAUGAUCUGCUUCCUCAUCUAUGAGACACUGAAGAAACACCUCGCCAAGAGGCAGUUCAGCUCGCCUAACGGUGAAAAGGAGAAAGGAGCGUCAGACUUCCUCAGCCUCAUGAUGGCAGCUGCUUUUUCAAAGGGUUGUGCAUCCUGCAUAGCCUACCCACACGAGGUCAUUCGGACAAGGCUGCGCGAGGAAGGCAGCAAAUACAAGUAUUUCUUCCAGACAGGGAGGUUAAUAGCAGUGGAAGAAGGCUAUGCAGCUUUUUAUAGAGGACUCAUUCCACAGCUAAUUAGGCAAAUCCCUAACACAGCCAUCGUCCUCUCCACAUAUGAACUCAUUGUCCAUCUGCUGGGAGACUCCAAGUAAAGACUUGUUUGAAAGUGGGGAUUUUCCUGACGAACUGUGGAUGUCACGCAGAACCCAAAGCACACUGGGCCUAUAGACUUUUGAAAAUGCAGCACAUAGUUUUUUUUGAUGUGGUGCUACAAAGACUCUCAAGAUGGAACUAAAGCAGGUUGUACUGUCGUCCAAAGAGCUAAACACAACAUUUUAUUGACAGAUUGUUAGCUUGUUAAAAAUACACAAGAAGUCAUGGUACUCAUUGAACCUCCAAACCUGUGGAAAAAGGUCAUCUUCUCUGAGGACUAACUUUAAGUUAAUUAAAUUAUUUUUGUUCUGUUAUCGUUUUUGGAUCGUGUUUGUUUCCUUGUAUCAGUGGAAAUUCUACCAGCAUGCACGAUUUGACAGGUUUGAAGGAAUAUCAUUGAGAAGCACUGAACAGUGCAGUUCUAGAUUAUUUUCGGUUCUUGUUAUACUUUGUCACGAUCUGCUGGAUUUAAAGUUUAAGUUAACAGAGAAAUUUAUCAUAUUUUUUCAUUAAUAUAUUACACAUACACAGACUUAUCUGUAUGUUUUCUUUUGUGGAAAAGAGAAAAUAGGCAACUUUUGCAAUAUAAUGAAAACUUGGAUGCUCAGUUGACCAGUGGCUCAAUAAAAUGCGUCAGUUGGUUGACAAAAUAAUUGUGUUGUAAAAAUCUGCCUUAUCUGUUAACGAGGAUAAAGCAUGAAGCAUGAGCAUUUCUCUGUGUAACGAUACAAAAAAUCCCCCAAACAAACUAGAUGGACCGAGCGAGGCACUGUAACGGAGUCUGAGCCGACUACGAGUAAACAUGAAAGUGUCGCUUUAUUUAGUCUACCCUGUGUGUGACCAUCUUGUGUUUUAUUGUCUACGUGUCUGAGUAAAGGGUGAUGUUGUGUAUGUGUUCAUCCAUAACAAUGGGCAAAAAAGCGUCACUAGCGUUGACUAAUCGGCCAGUGAGACUGUUCUGUGUGAUGAUAGAUCUAAGCAGUGGUUCUCAAACUGUGAUGGGGAACAAAUGUGAGCGGGUACACAGAGAACCUGGGGAGAAAUAAACAAGAGUUUGUUUUUA